Messenger RNA from Ambispora leptoticha, 990 nucleotides. NCBI's taxonomy places the organism in Eukaryota, Fungi, Glomeromycota, Glomeromycetes, Archaeosporales, Ambisporaceae. The record is from the annotation of a GenBank genome assembly.
AUGAAGGUUUUAGUUUGUGGCGGCGCUGGUUAUAUUGGUUCACAUUUGAUUCGUGAGUUACUUUCAUUACCGAACUAUGAAGUAGUUAUUCUUGAUAAUCUUUCUCAAGGACAUUCAGGAGCUAUUCCAGCUGGACUUGCUUUUGAAAAAGUUGAUGUCAGAGACAAACAAAAACUCGAACAAGUUUUUUCUAAACAUCAACCAGAUGCUGUAAUGCAUUUUUGCGCUACAAUAUCGGUUGAGGAAAGUGUAGUAGACCCAUUACAUUAUUACGAUAAUAAUGUAACUGGAACAAUAUAUUUAUUACAAACAAUGAAUAAGUAUAAAGUUAAAUAUUUUAUUUUUUCAUCAACUGCCGCAAUUUUUGGAAACCCAGAAAUAAAUCCGAUUGCAGACGACGCGUCGACAAAGCCAAUUAAUCCAUACGGAGACACAAAAUUAACUGUGGAAAAAAUUCUGGGCUGGUCAGAAAAUGCUUACGGGAUCAAAUACGCUUGUCUUCGAUAUUUUAACGCGUGUGGUGCACACGAAAGCGGAGAAAUAGGAGAAGAUCAUGAUCCCGAGACUCAUUUAAUACCACUCGUAUUGCAAGUUGUGCUUGGUAAACGAGAACAUAUAAAAAUCUAUGGGAAUGAUUAUGAUACGAGAGAUGGCACAUGCAUCAGAGACUAUAUUCAUGUUACUGAUCUAGCCACAGCCCAUAUCAAAGCAUUAGAAUAUCUUGUAAGAGAGAAUAAAUCUCAACAUUUUAAUCUUGGAAGCGGAGAAGGAUAUUCAGUAAAUGAGGUUAUUAACGCUGCUAGAGAAGUGACUGGACAUCCGAUUCCAGCUAUUGUACAUCCCCGAAGAAAAGGUGAUACCUCAAUUUUAAUCGCUGGUUCAACGAGAGCCGAGAAUAUACUUGGAUGGACACGUAAAUAUGAUUCAAUAAAAAAGAUUGUAGCUACCGCUUGGAAUUAUCAUCAGAAACACCCGAACGGCUACAAUUGA